UUGUCAACAGAAAAAAUGUCAGAAGGCAAAUUCAGUUGAUGUGGAGCAGAAGACAAGAAAGAAGAAGGAGAGGGGCACUUCAUCCCCCUCUCCAAUUCCAUCUGACUGUUCUGAACGGAAUGGCUCUGCUACCUCUGACCCCUCACCCUCUGACCAACUCUCCUCCCUCCAUCCACCUCCCUCUCCUGUUAAAUGUUCCUCUCAGCCUUGCUCUCCUGCUAAACAACCCUCUGUACCCCGGUCACCUGCCAAAAACCCUUCCCCAGUGAAAUCCUCUCCAGUGGUGUCCCACCCUAGUUCUCCCUCUCCUACCAACCCUCUGGACCGUCAUGGAGACACCAGUCAGGAGGGCACAACAGUCAGACCUCUGUCUCUUCAGGACCACUCUAGUCCAAGGCCCCAGAGACCAGUCUCAGCCACCAGAAGCAUGACUCUUCCCAGGGCCAGCUCAGCCACCAGAAGCAUGACUCUUCCCAGGACCAGCUCAGCCACCAGAGGGUCAGAAGAGACCCAGGGGGCCAGAGGAGAACAGGUGGCACUGGUCAACAUGGAACUUCUUGGGUUGCCUAACAUUGGCAACACUUGCUUCCUUAACGCCACCCUGCAGUGCCUCCUGGUCCUGCCGUCCUUCUCAAAGGAAAUCCUGCACCAGGAACAACUCUGGAGCUCCUCCCCCUUCUCCAACCUGCUCAGGUGUCUGUUUGAUGUGCACCGUUCGGGUCUACCUGACAGUGUGGCAAACCAGGCCUCAAAAGCAGACCUCAUGUGGAAGGUCAAGUACUCCUUGUCGGGAUACGAUUUGAAGUAUCUGGGGGACACGCAACAGGAUGCACAUGAGUUACUUGUCAAUAUGCUGUGCCUGCUGAAGGAGGAGGGCAUGAUUCUGAAGACACUCGGGAUGAACUAUACCUGCCCUGUUUCCCAGCUGGAGUUCCAACUUGUGUCGGUGCGCACAUGUACCAGCUGUGGGCGCGAGUCGUCUACCAGAGAGGACUACAACCACCUCUCAUUGGACUUCAGCCCUGAGCGCACCUUGCUGAGCAGCCUAGCACUCACUUUCAAAAGUGAAAAGGUUGAAUUCACAUGUGAGGGCUGUAAAGGCCUCCACGCCUCAAAGGUGGAGCAGUUCCACUCACUGCCUCUUGUGCUGGUUCUGCAUCUGAAGAGGUUUGGAGGACCUGGGGGGUUGGAGAAGCUGGAGGCUCCUAUUUUGUUUCCUUCGGAGCUGAGGCUCUCCACCCUCUGUGGGGACAUGGUGCCACACCUGCACAGUGCCAGCCCACAGGCCCUCACCAACCAGGCCCCCAGCAUCCAGGGGUCCAUCCCCCAGACCCUCGCCAGCCAAGUCUCCAGCCCACCUGGAGAGGCCAAAGACAGCGCCCUCUGCUGUUCAGAAGCAGAAGCCAGUACAGUCAGUGAAUGGUUACUACCAGCUGACUGGUGUAGUCUCUCAUUUGGGAGGCUCCGCAAACUCCGGGCACUACAUUAGUGACAUAUUGCAUGCCAGUGGGAACUGGUUCUGCUGUAACGACAGCCAGGUGUCAAUGUCCAAUGAAGCCACUGUGCUGAGGACCAGAGCCCGGAGUGCCUACAUGCUCUUCUAUAUGUUCAGGUACUGCUUACUCUCGCCAUCUAUAUUCUUGUGUUGCUAUUUAUGUGUACGGUUCCUUUCACCCUACAGGGCAAUAGAGCGGGAGGCCCCAGCACACAGGGCCUAACAGGGCCACCAGCAUCAGCCCCAGCCUAAACAGGGGCAGCACCUGGACCAGCCUCCAAACACUCAGACCUGUCUCAACAGGGGUAGUACCAGGCCCAGCCUCAAACCCCCAGCCCAGCCUCAACAGGGGUAGUACCAGGCCCAGUCUC
Oncorhynchus tshawytscha (Chinook salmon) is the source of this 1866-nucleotide messenger RNA. Its product is annotated as ubiquitin carboxyl-terminal hydrolase 37-like. Bases 428 to 1489 code for a protein of 353 amino acids. Gene Ontology annotation, molecular function: cysteine-type endopeptidase activity; cysteine-type deubiquitinase activity. Lineage: Eukaryota; Metazoa; Chordata; Actinopteri; Salmoniformes; Salmonidae. The transcript has 10 exons. Gene Ontology annotation, biological process: G1/S transition of mitotic cell cycle; protein deubiquitination. Gene Ontology annotation, cellular component: nucleus; cytosol. The record is from RefSeq and is a predicted model, not a curated record.